This is a messenger RNA of Eubalaena glacialis (North Atlantic right whale), 795 nucleotides long. RefSeq names its product calmodulin like 4 (gene CALML4). The coding region runs from base 122 to 583 and encodes 153 amino acids. The record is from RefSeq and is a predicted model, not a curated record. The transcript is spliced from 5 exons. Gene Ontology annotation, cellular component: myosin II complex. Lineage: Eukaryota; Metazoa; Chordata; Mammalia; Artiodactyla; Balaenidae. Gene Ontology annotation, molecular function: calcium ion binding.
GGAUUUAUAACCGGGGCCUCCACCCAGCUUGGCGGACUUUCGACUUGAAGCCGGGAGGAAGGGGAACAGCAAGGCGGUUCUGGGAGCAGCGAGCGCACGGGUGGCAGCCGGAGGCCCUGCGAUGGCCAAGUUUCUUUCCCAGGACCAAAUUAAUGAGUACAAGGAAUGCUUCUCCCUGUACGACAAGCAGCAGCGGGGGAAGAUUAAAGCCACUGACCUCCUGAUGGUGAUGAGGUGCCUGGGGGCCAGCCCGACGCCGGGGGAGGUGCAGCGGCACCUGCAGACUCACAGGAUAGACAGAAACGGAGAGCUGGAUUUCUCUACUUUCCUGACCAUUAUGCACAUGCAAAUAAAACAAGAGGACCCAGAGAAGGAAAUUCUUUUGGCCAUGUUGAUGGCAGACAAGGAGAAGAAAGGCUACCUCAUGGCGUCUGAACUGCGGUCAAAACUCAUGAAACUGGGAGAGAAGCUCACCCACAAAGAAGUGGAUGAUCUUUUCAGGGAAGCAGAUAUUGAACCUAAUGGCAAAGUGAAGUAUGACGAAUUUAUCCACAAGAUCACCAUUCCUGUGCAGGACUACUGAAUGAGGAGAAGGCAAGAGAGCCUCCCCUGGGCUGGAAAACUCAGACCGAUGAAUUUUUAAAAAGAAAAGUGUUCCUUUCACUUGCGGGAGAUGGCAAACACAGCAAGAUGACAUACCUGACCGCAGCAGAGGGUAACUUAGCAAGGAAACAAAACGAUUUCAGCUACAGUAUUAGCAUGUCUUUAAUAAAAGAUUUUUACUGAUUUUAAUAA